This is a messenger RNA of Mizuhopecten yessoensis (Yesso scallop), 2277 nucleotides long. RefSeq lists its product as uncharacterized. Bases 319 to 2016 code for a protein of 565 amino acids. Gene Ontology annotation, biological process: protein polyubiquitination; proteasome-mediated ubiquitin-dependent protein catabolic process. The transcript is spliced from 2 exons. The record is from RefSeq and is a predicted model, not a curated record. Gene Ontology annotation, molecular function: ubiquitin protein ligase activity; zinc ion binding; protein binding. NCBI's taxonomy places the organism in Eukaryota, Metazoa, Mollusca, Bivalvia, Pectinida, Pectinidae.
AGCAAUGUUGUAUGGAUGUUGAAAAGUGUGACAUUUAGAAAGUGAAACUUGUUUGUGACCCUAUUCCUGGAAGGAAAUCAGAAAUACAGAAAGUCAACAUCACACUACACUAAAGUCAUACAUAGAUAGUCACCCAUGGAGAUUAUCAUAUUGUUAUCCUUACUUUACAUGUACACCAGGUGUAGAGCGUGGCAUACAGGUUUCUACCACACCGAGACUAACAGAUACAGAAAACCCCCAAAACCAAAUAGGUUGAAAGUGAUUCCUAAUUCAUGAAAACAAGGCAUUAACACCAAUAGGUGCUGAACAACUUUACCAAUGGCAGACUCAUCAACAGUGAUGGCACAGACAGUCUGUCAGAAUGAAGUAACUACUUCUAGUAGUCAAAAUCACCAGAGUGUCAUUGACAGUAUUAGGAACAAACCAACAUACUGUCUCAGACACACAGCCAGGGAGGUUUCAUUGUUCUGUAGAACAUGUGACAGGCUUGCUUGUGCUUCCUGUAUUAUAGAUGGUAACCAUAGUGACCAUAAGUUCUGUGAAAUAGACCAUGUCACAAAAGAAAAGCAAGUCCAACUCAGGAACGAGGUGAACAACAGAGGAAAAGAAAUGUGUGAACAAGUUCAAAACAGUAUCACCCACAUGGAACAGGAAAAAGAAUCUGUGACAGAAAAAUGCACAAAUUUAUCGGAGAAUAUUGCCAAACAAAAGGUAACCCUGAUAGAAGAGAUAGAAACCUGGAGUCAGGGUUUACAGACAACGGUGACAGAUCAUAAAACAGUGAAAGUUAGCUGUCUGAACGACCGACUUGUACAGUCAGAUAUGUGUCUCUCACUUCUCAAAGUAUUUCAACAACAUCCUGAGUCUGUAGAUACUUGUGAUGGCACAAAAUCAAUUCAGGCUUUGGAAAUUCUGGACAGUAUCACAAAUCCCCCUAAAAUAUGGGAGGAAACACCAUUGAGUUUCCUUCCAGGGUCAGGAUUCUGUGAAGGAAACAUGCAGACUUUAUUCGGAAGUCUAGCUGGAACGACUUGUGAAACGUCAGUUUCUGUUAACACAUGUUCAGAGGAUAUACCACAGGGAAACAGUGUUGUCGUGGACACAGAUGAAGCUGUUGACAGUGACCAGGAUUCUACAGAUGAAGAGAGUUCAUAUGAAGAAGUAGACUCGGAAACAAUGUACAAAUGUACCAAGUCUCCAAUAGACAGAAUAGCCCCUGUAGAUGUGAACAGUGCUUUCAUUGUGAUAAAAAAGAAACUGUAUCUUGUGGACUUUAGCAAACACAAAGGAUAUAUUGAGAAUGAAGAACCACUUAUGACAGGUGUUGUCCACAUCACUCCUGUCACAGAGAAAGGAAUUUAUGUACAACAGCAAGGAAAUCGUCUUUUGGCCAGAGUUACAACGACAGGUAAAGUGUAUCGCUUUAUUGACUGUGGAGAUGAUACUUUGAGAUGUGUAGGACUGUCGCACUCUGGACAAGUGAUCAUGUGUGCAGAAAGAUACAUCAGUGAAAUGGAAGGUAACACAUCUUUUAUAAAGAUAAUCAGAAGUUUUGAUGAAUACAAUGAAAAUGGAGUCAAUAUCAGAAGUCUAAUAGAGAUAAAAAAAAAAGCACACUAUCUCCAUUUUCAUCCACAGGAUUUUCAUGACAUUGUCAUGACAAAUUCUGCCCUGUACAUACUUAAUUCAACCCUAUAUAUCCCUGACAAGCCAACUACAACAGGAAGUGUGAUUAAUGUACUAAAAGAUAUCACAUAUAAAGGAGCAAUAGGGAGAGACCCAGCAAGUCGGUUCCACCCCCGAGGAAUGUGUCAGGACAAAGAUGGCUGCCUCGUUGUCACAGACUACUGGAACCAUGCCCUACACCUGCUCACCCCCGAGGGAAAAUUCAGUAAAUUUCUGAUGAGAGAAGAGGAUGGACUGAUGUUCCCAACUGCUGUUGCCAUUGACAACUACAGACACCUGUGGAUUGGUCAGCGUGAUGGAAAAGUCCACAUUAUCAAGUACAUUCCAUGAAUCUCUCAGUCCACUUUGGAAAUGCUUUGCUCAGGGAGGACCUGACCCUGAUCAAAACCUGUAACAACUAUACAUGUAUCUGUGCUCUGCAUCCCAGACUGUGUUACAAACAGCUGAAUUGUACAAAUGUAAAUUAUAAUUGUAACAUAUUAACUAGUACACUUAAAAAGCUACAAAUGAUAAAAAUUAUUGGCUUGCAUUCAUUUCAAAAUAAACAUAUGUGUAUGCAGUAUUUGUUUGAGAUGUAUACAUUUUACUGCA